This is a messenger RNA of Cladocopium goreaui, 2673 nucleotides long. The record is from the annotation of a GenBank genome assembly. NCBI's taxonomy places the organism in Eukaryota, Dinophyceae, Suessiales, Symbiodiniaceae.
GAGCCAGAGAUCUCCGACCAGGUCGACGAUGCUGAAAUUUCACCUGCUGUUUCUGAGGCCAAGCCCAUCCUGGAUGAAGUGGUGGCCAUGGCUGGCUUGAAGGUCGCGCGCAACCAGCUGGACGAGAAGGAGCCGGAGGAGCUUUCCUUGGAAGAGUUAGAAGAUGGCGUGUUGCUGCAGAAAGUCUUGGUGAAACAGCUGCGAGCCGAUUACGCCGUACGCCUGGAGCGAAGCGAAGUGAUGGAUCGGGAACUGAAGGAACUUGGAAGCGAUCCAGGAAUUCUGCAAAUGAAGGUUGCCGAGGCCAAGCGCCAGAGCGAAGAACUCUUGGCCUUGGCCAACCGGGAAGCCAUGCGCGCGGAAGAUGGCCUGGGGCGCGUGUGGCGGUUAUACCAGAGCCGCAGCCAAAGUCAACUGCUAGCUCAGCAACUGGCCAAAAGGAGCCGAAGCGAUUUGGAGGCCCUGCGGCGCUCGCGGGGACAUGUGGAGAAAGAGGUGGCCGCUGAGGUCUUAUCGGAUCAACGUCGAAGGAUCGAGAUGCUGAAAGCAGAGGCCGCUGCACAAGACGAGAAACUCUUGUCUUUGGGUGCGGACUUGCGCAGCACCUUGGAUUUCAUGGUGCGCGUGAACCUCGACGCGCGUGGCGCGCGACGGCCGAAAGAGCUGGGGCAGUUGCCAGAAUUGCAAGCCUUGAACUUGAGCGAGGUCGGACAGGGACACAUGGCCGAGAUCUUGAAGAAAUAUGAAGUGUAUUUGGAGAACUCCAGAGCCAAUCCUGAAGCCCUUCACCGUGCAGCCUUGCGGCAUGGCCUCAGUGUGCCCGCAGCACAGCAUGCAGCACAGCAGAUGCAGCGGCAGAAGCCGUUGCCGCUGCCGAGCCACGAAGAAGCCACCGAGUCCUUCGCGGAGGAACGACGACUUCUGCGCGCGCGUUUGAUGGAAGAGAUGCAGAAAGUGGCACAAGUCUUGGCAGAAGAGUCGAAGAGUGAAGGGCACGAGGAGCUGCUGAGGGCUGCUGCUUGGGGCGAAGAACGGACCCUGCGCGAGUUGUUGGGGUUGCAGCUGGCGAUGCGCCAGGACCUCUGUGGUUGGACGGCCUGGCAUUCAGCUGCGGCGCAUGGACAGGAGAAGGUCAUUGCGUUGCUCUGCGAGCUGCUUCCCGACAGCAUCGACGCCUCAGCGGACUGCGGGCUGACAGCGCUGGGCAUGGCAUGUUUGCGCGGGCACGUGGGAACCGCCAGAUGCCUGGUGCAGUCGGGCUGCUCGUUGUUUUCGCGCGACGUGGGCAACAGCUGCCUUCACUGGGCCGCCGCCAGCAGCAGUGCGGGGAAGUUGGCGGAGCUGUUGCUGAACGCCUCGGCUGACCCCUUUGCUUGCAAUGGCAGUGGGCAGUUGCCCGACAUCCCCAACCUCCAAGAGCUGGCCCUGCAACGUGCGGCGCGUGCGGCGCCCGCGCCUGCGACAGCAACGACCAAGGCGGAGAGGGCGACAGCAAGAGGUGCUGCCCUGGCCUUCGGUGCGCGGCCUCCUCUCAGCAGCGGCAUGGCGCCCUCGGCGCCGAGUCCGAGGGCGGCGCCCAAGUUCGCGUACAUCCGGGUGGAAGCCAAACCCAGCGGUGGUCUCCUGUCCUCCUUGGUGUCCUUAAAGCCUCCGCUCCGUGACCGCGCCAACGUUUGUCGUCACCACGACGCCAAGCGAGUGCUGCAUCUGAGCCCGGCGGAGGAGAACGUGGGGAUCUGGUCUGACUGGGUCACCAACUUCACUCACGCCGGCUUAGAACAUGCAGUGGCAGCGGAUGCGCCCCCUUCCAGCGACCCAACCAAUAGCUCUUGCAACACCCAGGCCCUGGUCCUGACCUCUGAACGCCUGCUCUUCCUCCGUUGCGUGCGUAGCGCGCGCAGCCCAAACGCCACCUGGUCCGUGGCCAUGGGGGUGGCCCUGGCGCAACUACGACAAGUGAUCCUUCCACGCCGAUCUGACUCGUUGCUAUUGCUGCGGGUGCACCACAGCAGUGACGAGUUGUUGAACUUCCAAUCGAGUUCACGCGACGCCUUUUUGGAGGAGCUCUGGCAGUGCAUGGUGCGGGCCGGCUGGCCCGGCCGGCUGCUGGGCGAGGACGAAGACCCCGAGGUGGCGCCCAAGGACUUCGUGGUGCUGGAUCCCGAGCCGGUGAUGCCAUUGUUGGACCUUGGGAGCGAGAGGGAGGCGGCGAAAGGAACCCUGGCUUUUCUGGGCCAAGAUUUCUUCGCGCUGCUGCCCCGCGCACCCAGCUCCCUGCUGCUCUCGGGCGCUGAAACUGUGUGCUUCGGUUUCCUGGAGCUCCAGCUGCGGAGACAGCCCAAGGAAGCCGGCGCUGGGGUCUGCUGGCAAUGGCAGAAGUUCUUCUUCAUUGCGAAGGGCGGUCGACAUCACGAGCGUUGCUUGGGGUGGUGCCUUCAUCCCAACUGUGAGAAAUGGACCGGACACAUCUUGGUGCAAAAGAUCACUCAGGUGCGUUCGGUGCGGGGCAAAUCCGGAGAAGCCUCUCUGACUGCAGGACAUGCUUGUUUGGUGCUUCAGAGUGAAGGUCAGUUGGGCCCCACGGCCCUAAAGGCACGUCACAGCCGUGAGCGCGACGAGUGGAAGGAUGCCCUGCGGCGGCUGGGCGUGCGCUGUUCGUGAGCUGAGACCGAC